This is a messenger RNA of Brassica rapa (field mustard), 6016 nucleotides long. RefSeq names its product S-protein homolog 27. The record is from RefSeq and is a predicted model, not a curated record. Lineage: Eukaryota; Viridiplantae; Streptophyta; Magnoliopsida; Brassicales; Brassicaceae.
AGAAAUGAGGACAAGAUUAAGAAGCGCCAGCUCAAUAAUCUCAUGGGCCUUCUUAGGCAAUUUUUUUUAGAGCUUCCAAACUAAUACUAUUUUUUUUAAGUUUUAAUAAAUAUUUUCCUAUUCAAAAUAUUCUAAGUAAAUGUUUUUAAAAUUUGUAACAGAUAAUAAAAAUAUAUUUCUGGGCCUUUUUUUUCUUAUAUUUUGUGUAAAAAUACAUUUAUUUUUUUAGAAAAUGGACUCUUAGCAAUUAAAAAUAGAGAGACAUGAGAAUCCAAGGCGAUCAAAUUACUUGUCCCCCUAUUUAAGCCGGCCCCGAGAGUAAGCAAAGAUUUUCAAACAAAUGUUACUUGGCAAAAAUAAAAGAACAUCUCAUACAAAUGCCUCUGCUUUUUAAUCAGACGUUUAUCUCAUUAACGCUUGCAGUGCCCUGUAUUUUACAUGUAUAUCGAUGCUUCAGUCAAAAGUGGCUGAAUGUUAUUUUAGACUUAGGAAAAACCCAAAGAACACAAGUACAAUUUGACUCAAUGCUUGCCAGUAGAAUCUUACGUGCUGAAACAGUUUCAGAAGAUAUAUUUUGAAAUAGAUUUAGUGAUAUCCGAAACAAGUGGAUAACUCAGAUCACCGAGCCCUCCUGACUCUCUGUCUCUUUGGACCCUCGCAAGAUGCGAGAACUACAUGAAAAUGAAGACAAUUAGAGAUACUUGGAUUAAUGAAUAAAGAAUCACGUGUUCUUGAGGAGACAAAUUUAAUAAAUUAUGAAUCCGUUCUUAAGCUCAAGUUCUUCCUAAAGUAAAGCCAUAUCAAAUUGCAAAUUAUAGUGUCAACAAAAACUUAAACGUGAUAACCAUUUCUAAAAAAGCUGUGGCGACAAUGUAUUUUCCUGGUGUAGGGGGGAGGAAAUUUUGGUUUCCUUUUACCUUCUCAAAUUCUUCAUAAUUUUGGUUUUAAAAGAAAAGUCUUCAAUCUCUAUAAUAUGCAAAAAAAAAAAGAACAGAAAUUCAAUAAAGACCAGAGCUUAUAUAAGUCAGUGAAUGUGAAUAUCGAAUAGAGGAAAACUAAUUCACCUAGACUUAUCGUGACUAGAUAAUUCAGCACGUCAACUCCUUUCCUUCGUACAUACACAAAAUACUGAAAUUUUGAGAUCAUGGUGAUUAGUUUUGUGUUUAUGUAGUAUUUUCUAAGAAAUAUACUCUCUCUGUUUCCAAAGUAAAAUUUUCUGGAGUAUUUACGCUUCUUAAAGAUUUACUAAAUGUUUAUAAUUUAAUUUAUUUUUAACUUUAUUAUACAAUUUCUAAUAACUUUCCACCAAUAAAAUUUAAUAAAUUCAAAUAUUCUCAAUUAAUAUUUAUCAAAAGUAUAAAAAGAUAUCUUAACAAUAUAGAAAUUUUUUUUUUGUGAAACAAGAAAAUAAUCUAAAAAAUAUUACUUUCAGGAACGGAUGGAAUAUAUUUUGGCUGUUUUAUAAAUUUUUGAGUUAUUAGCAACUUUUACAUUAUUAGUCACUUAAAUAUCCUAGUGUUUUGUACUAAUUUAUGUUAUUCGAAACAAAUUAAUGUAGAUUACAUUUCUUUAAUUUAUUAUCUUGCUAUAUAUACUGUGAAUCGUUGGAGAAAUAUAUAUAUAUAUAUUAACAUUAGGAAUUCAUUAAGGUACGUAAAAUCUCCAAAAGGAAAUCACAUAUCUAUUUUCUUCUCAAUGUUUACUGAGAUCAUAAUGGUGAUGCUAUUUAUAUGUUCGCAAGCUCUGCAACAAAAUAAAGAACCGACUUAUUUGAUAAGACCAUUUACAAGAAUUACAAUUCAAAAUAAUAAUGAAUAUCUUUUGGGAGUCCAUUGCAAAUCAAAAGACGACGAUAUAGGUUUUCGUAGUCUUAAAAAGGGUGAAAAAUAUAGUUAUAAGUUUCAUAUUAAUUUUCCAAAUAGUACACUCUUUUUCUGUAGAUUCAGCCGUGGACUAAUAAACAAAGGUGUUUUCGACCUUUACGUAGUUGAUAGAGAUUACAACAGAUGUACAAAGUGUUUGUGGAAAGCAGAAAAAGAUGGUCUUUAUGGAAAUGGCAAGUUCCCAAAACUAGCUCUUGUGUUUUUUAAAUGGAUAAAGUAAAUAUCAAAUUGUGUUGCUUUAAAAAUGUAAUGGAAGUAUGGAAUUUAUUAAAAUAUUGAUAAAAAUAAAAAUAAAACUGAUUAAAAUAUAAAUAAAACGACCUAUAUGUCCUAAAUACUUAUAUAUAUAAGUUUUGUUUUAUCUACUUGUUAUGUUUUCAAACCGUUAGAGCAUCAUUAGUGGUUUAUAUACUCUUUUGAGUCUCUUAUCAUUUAUAUAUAACUAUAAUUUUAAAAUUAAAUGAUAAAAAUAAAAAAUAAAUUAAUGAGAGAAUAACACCACUAAAAUGAGUCUCUUCAGCUUUGUUAAACGUUUCUUCCUUAACAAUCGUUUAUUUAUCUUUCUUCUGUCUUUUCAAUUUUUUUCAUUAUUAUAAAUUUAUAAUUGCUAGAAAUAUGUUGAGAGUCGCACGCUACGGGUACUCUAAAGGAAUCUGCUCUUCGAUCUAGAUCUUUUGUGGUUGGCGCUUAUCUAAAAUAUACAUUUGUUACUAGAUUUGUAUAUAUAUUAAGAGUCAGAGAGCCUAUACAUACUUAAGCUAAUUAUGGACAUUUAUCCUUCAAUUUGUAAGAUUCAAGAGAAGGGAUGGAUUUUGCAUGCUUUCUUUGUAUUUGCGGACGUGCAAUGCAUGCGAUAAUAAGUACGUUUCCGAUACUUUGCGUUGUGUAUUUGCUGACCAAAAUACAUAUUGGUCCUCAAAUAUCAUUGGUGGGCCUCUUAUUUGAGAAUGGGUCACACCAAGUCUACUAUUCCUCUCUGUUUCUCUCCCUCCAAACGCCAAGGCAUCUACUCGAUCUUUUCAUCACUCACAUGUCUCCUCGUCAUCAUGAAACUCAAAUAUAAAGCAGUAAAAAAGCAAUUUUGGCGCGUCCACCUAACGCGCCCCCAAAUUCUCUCCCAAACCCUAACACCCUUCGUUCUCAUCUCAGCCUCCGCCUUGCCUCUCCGGCGCCUCUAGGCGUUGCGAGAGGGCUCAUGAUGCUCCCGUCAAGUCCACCUUCCUCUCCGUCGUGGUCCGUUGGUGAUGUGUCUCAAUCUCUGGUGCUGUCGUACACGUUUUGUGGCUCUGUCUACAGUGCUGUUACGAGUCCGGAGGUUCGUGUCUAGGUUCUCUGCGACUGGGUCAAGAACACGAAUCUUCUUUCCACUGGUGAAGGUGACUCCUCUCCCAACAUCAAAACCACCUCGACGGCGAGGUUCCUAAACGUCGCCUCUUGCCAUCAUCGAUUCAAAGGUAAUUUGGGGUAUGCUGCGUCUGAGAUAAGGUCCCGGGACCUCAGACCUCGAUUGAUGAGAUGAUUCACCUUUUGGGUCGAUCUAGACGUUCUGGCUAUUGAGUCGAUGCUCUUGUUAGCUCCUCUUCCCCCCCCUUUUGCAGUUGAUUGGCGUUUCUUGGGAGAAUGGGUUUGACCGCAGGUUUAAGCGAGCAUGGGAGUGGUGUUUUUGAGCUCUUCGAGAUCAGGGUAAGCACCUUGCGGCUGGAGGAGGGAGUAAGUCCCAGGAAGUGGUGAUGCUGCCCCUUACCAUUAACCGGCUUAGAGGACGAGCGGUUAGGUUAGUUGAGCGCUAUUAAGCUCCUGUGGUCUUGAGUUGUCCUGUCUGUACCAGAUUUUGGGGUCAGUGUUUGCCCAGCCCGGAUUUAGAGGGAGGUCCUUGAGCGGGCUUGUCUCUGUGUCUCAGAGGAAGGUAAUGGUUCAGGCAAUCAGAUGAAACAACUUCCAGCCAGCAUUGUGUCCCUUGAUCUCUGGUUUCUCGGUCUCCCCAUCUGCCUACUUUGUUUAUGUCCUUUUCACCCGUCUCUUAAGUUUGUAUCGAUCCUUGUUAUCCUGUUCGCUCCAAGGCAGAACGGUUUCAAGCUCGAUUGUCUUCUUGAUUACAUGUUUUUAACUUUUUUGCCGUGUAAUCAAGCAUAGAGGUCUACAGUUUGUUCUAACAUCUUGUAAACUUCAAAGUUCAUUUCGUAAUGAUAUUUACCUUUUAGCAAAAAAAAAAUGAAACUCAAAUAUAAUACACUUCUCUAAGAUCUGACAUGAAUAUGAUUAGAUGAUCUACUAGAGAGUAGAUAAUAUGGAACUAGUGGUUUUGACAAGAACGUUGUUCUCUUCUUUAUUAGACAGGAAAGAUUUAAACUAACUGUAUAGGAAUGGUUAAAUUAAUUUAGUUGUAAAAAGGUAAUUUCCCCAACGUAAAGAAACAAAAAAUCUAAUAUCUACAUGUUACACGUAAAGAAACAAAGAAAUCUAAUAUAUAUCUACAUUUUGGUUUAUGUCCAUUCCAGUAACCUAACUGUGAAGUUAAUAGCAUCUAACUAAUUUGGUUCUGUGUAGGGUUAUAAAUUAUAAGCUCUACGAAGGUAGAAUCUUAAUAAAAGGAUCGGCAUAAUUGAAGAAAAUGAGAGGUAGGAAGCAGGAAUUUAAUAAGGAACAUGGAGCUUUGAAAGAUGAGAUUGCUAAAAUUAGAAAGCGGCAACAGAAAGGUGGCAUUUAGUGAAUUAUAAGAAGAGAAAUGAAGUUCUUUCAAAAACAUAGCAACUAGUGUAAUGACAAAAAUAAAAUAAAGAUAAGUAGGAGAAACAAAUAAAAAUAAAAUUCGUAGCAUCAUCAUGAUCAUGAUAAUAAUAAUUACUCCGUAUUUCUUUCUUUGAAGAGGUGAGCAAGAGAAGAGAGCAAUGAAGGUGGAAUUAAAUUCGUAUUUAUAAUCUGACGUAACGCUCGUUACAAUUCUCAACUGUCUCAAUUACUAUUGCAUUUAUAUUUUGGUUUUAAUGAUCAUCUCUAAAGUCUAAAUCUUAACAUUUUGAACAGCUGUUACAUAUAUAAAUUGAAGCACCUUCCUCUGUUUUUUAGUUUAUUUUUGUUUAAAUGCUCUGAACUACUUUCCUCUUACGCUUUUAACCGGUUUGUACUUCUUCUCGUCGGCAAAAAUUUCUAAUAGAUUUAACAAUCAUACGUACCACUUGUGUAUUUCAUGCUCAGAAGCAGCUGUGAAAAAAUAAAACCUUAUCACUUUUCUUCUCUGAUAAAUUUUGUCUUGACAUGUGCAAACUCAUGUUCUAGAUUUGUCUGCUUUUAAUCCAACAUGCAAUUGCUUUGGACAAAAUCUUUUUCAUGGAUUAUUUUGCGAAAUGGAAAUGACCUAUGAUUAGGCUACAACGUCUGAAGACUUUUUGGUAGAACAGAGAGAUCUAUCUUGAGUUAACAUAACAAACUUAAAAAGAAUAUGAAAAACAAGGGGAGUUUUGGGCUUGUGGGUCAAAGUAAACCAUGUGGGACCAAAUAAGAAGUCUUGUCUGAUCUCUAACCAAUCUUUCUUUCUUUCACUUCUGAACUGCUUUUUCAACAAGUACAAGGAAUCUAUAUAGUUAGUUUUUUCACUUCAUCUUUUGUUCUGGGGAUCAGGAUCAAGCUACUACAUCUUUCACAAGUCAAUUUUUGAUCUUCCUUUUCGUGAUAUGCAAGCAAUCUUACUGAUACGCUAAGAAUGUCUACUUUUCUUAAAGUCAACACACACACAAAACAUCUAGUUCUCUUAUUUGUACAUCCGAGAAACAGAAUAUCUGCAGAAAACAGAGUCUUACUUUUAGACAUAUCCUAGUUAGAUCAUGGAUUCUUUUAAAGGGUUACAAUUUUUUUUAAUGGAUAAGAUGAUUUAUAAGAACUUAGGAGUAGAAUAAGGAGACAUGUUUUCACAUAAAUAUUCAUUCUUCUUCAUUAGAGAGAACCCAAAUGGUAGGAAAAUGUUAAGAAAAUACAAGAAACAAGAAACGUUAGUGCUAUUCGAGCUCCACUCUUUUCAUUUUCAAUUUUUGUUUGUAGGAAAACCCUAGUUUCAUCUUCUACCUUCUUCUAAGGGUUUUAAAAGUGGAGCGUGAUUAGCACUACUCUCAUAAACAACAGCUACAUUUGCAAGAAAA